Molecule: messenger RNA, 1132 nt
Organism: Daucus carota subsp. sativus
Lineage: Eukaryota; Viridiplantae; Streptophyta; Magnoliopsida; Apiales; Apiaceae
Product: MADS-box transcription factor 23
Exons: 8
Coding region: 204-935 (243 amino acids)
Biological process (GO): positive regulation of transcription by RNA polymerase II
Cellular component (GO): nucleus
Molecular function (GO): RNA polymerase II cis-regulatory region sequence-specific DNA binding; DNA-binding transcription factor activity, RNA polymerase II-specific; protein dimerization activity
Source: RefSeq, a predicted model, not a curated record
CUACAUUAUAAGGAAUUGGCCUUUGCUAUAUUUGGUACAUGCUUCUUACAUAGUAAGGCUAUAUUUUGCUUUUCAUCUUCUCCUCCGGAUAUAGUUACACUUGCCUUGAAAGAUUAAUUUAGCGAGUGUGGAGCUCUCUUCUCUAUAUAUGCACCUUUUUGCUAUUUUUAUUUUCAUCCAUUAUAGAGAUCAUAGGUUUUACAAUGGGGAGAGGCAAGAUUGAGAUCAAGAAAAUCGAGAAUGUCAAUAGCCGCCAAGUCACCUUCUCCAAACGCCGCUCUGGUUUACUCAAGAAGGCUAGGGAGCUCUCCAUUUUGUGCGAUUCCGACGUCGGUGUCAUCAUCUUUUCCAGCACAGGGAAGCUCUAUGAAUUCUCUAGCUCCCGCAUGGAACAAAUCAUUGCAAGAUACAACCACAAGAGCCCAGAUUCUUCUGAACUUCCUUCCAUUGAAAAUGCGGCCGCUCCUGAAGUAGAAGCCUUGAAAUUGGAGAUUGUGAAGCUCCAAAAGGUGUACAGGAGGAUGAUGGGGAAAGAGCUGGAAGGGUUGAACUACAAAGAGUUGCAGCACUUGGAGCAUCAACUAAAUGAAGGCAUUUUAUCUGUUAAAGACCGCAAGGAGCAAGUACUGCUGGAGCAGCUUGAGAAAUCCAAAUUUCACGAGCAGAAGGCUGUUCUUGAAAAUGAAACUUUGCGUGAACAGAUUGAGGAGUAUCGACGCACCACAAGUACCCCAUAUCAGCAAAAUCAUUAUAUUGAGAGAAGAAAUUCCUUUGCAAGUUCAAGCAUAGUCAGUCAGCAGAGAUCAACCAAAGAAAGAGAUUCCGACACUUCCUUAUGCUUAGGGCUGGGGGCAAGUGAUGCUUAUGAAAAGAGAAAGAGACCAAAGAUUGAAUGGGCAUCAAAUGAAUCAGGAAGUCACAUUGCUUCACCUUAAAGCCUUGAUUCUAGCUCGUACAAGUAGUUCUUAUAAUAUAUAGUAAAGAACUUCGUCAUCUAUUCUAAUGAUGUAUAAUUAUUCAAGUUCUUUCUCUAUUUUUGACGGUAGAUCUUUUAGCACCCUAGAUGUGGCUACUCCUAAAUAUAUGUAUUGCUGGUAUGCUUCUUAAUGUAUAAGAUAAAAGUUGCGAGCUA